UUCUUUUACUUUUUCUAGAAGCAAUAAAAGAAUGGGGAUGCCCAAGUAGAAUAAGAGGUGAUCAUGGGCUAGAGAAUUGUAAAGUAGUAAAAUGGAUGCUUUUAAACAAAGGAUUAAAUAGAGGUAAUUAUAUUGCAGAACAAAAUUUAUUAGAUAUAGAUAACAACAUAAAUACAAAUUCUUUGCAUUAUGUAUAUAUUCCACAAGUUAAUUUGACAUUAGAUUUAUUUGCUCAAUCUUGGAAUUUUCACUCUAUAUGGACCGAAAAACAUUUAACACUAAGGCAAUAUUUCUUAAAAGGAUGGUUGAAUGUGGUUUUUGUG
Entrophospora candida is the source of this 323-nucleotide messenger RNA. NCBI's taxonomy places the organism in Eukaryota, Fungi, Glomeromycota, Glomeromycetes, Entrophosporales, Entrophosporaceae. The record is from the annotation of a GenBank genome assembly.